AUGGCCGGCUACAGGGAGAUGUACGGAGAGCCGAGUGAUAUCACCCUGCAGCAGGAGAGACAUUACUACCUGCUGUCCCAGCUACAGAGCCUGGUGAAGGAUCUCCCUAGCUCCUGUCAGCAACGCUUGUCCUACACCAUUCUUAGUGAUUUAGCCCUGGCACUGAUUGACGGGACAGUAUUUGAAAUUGUCCAAGGACUGUUGGAAAUUCAGCACCUAACAGAAAAAAAUCUCUAUAACCAGCGAAUAAAGCUACAUGCAGAACACAGAGCUUUGAAGCAAGAUCUUCUUAAGAAGCAUAAAGAAGCUCAACAGUCAUGUAAAGCACACAAUUUACCAAUUCUCAAAAAUACACAGCAGAGGGAGCUAGAGGCUCUGGAACAGAGAAUAAGAGAAGAGCAGCAAAUGAUGGAUGAAAAAAUUGUUCUGGAAUUAGACCAGAAAGUCAUAGACCAGCAGAGUACAUUAGAAAAAGCAGGUGUCUCGGGCUUCUAUGUCACAACUAAUCCCCAGGUAAGUGACUACUCAUGCUUUAUUUUGGAUAAGAAUUCCUGUAAUUAA
Staurois parvus is the source of this 561-nucleotide messenger RNA. NCBI's taxonomy places the organism in Eukaryota, Metazoa, Chordata, Amphibia, Anura, Ranidae. The record is from the annotation of a GenBank genome assembly.